UUUCAGAAGUGGAGCAGGACACAGAAAGAGAGAGCAGAGGAGAGAGGAGCCGUGCGAGAGGAGACAGAGACAAGCAUUUGGGAUAAUUUUUCUUGUUUUCUCGGCUUCCAAGCUUUUCAGAUUCGUGAGUUUUGAUACCUUGAACUUGUUUGGGUAACGUUUUUGAAUGUAUUUAUGCAUUUGGGGAACACAAAAAUCCAUAAAUCCAUAAAUUUUGAGAGCUAGAACUUGACUACUUGACUUUUAAACCAAAGAUUUAAGUUUUGGGGUUUGAAAAAUCAACCACCAAAACUUUCAAAACUUUUUCUUGCAAUUUUCACCUUUUUUGUCUGGAUGUUUUUGGGGGUUUGCUUUUUAAACUCAAGACAUUCACAAAUUGAAGAACUGAACUGCAGAAAUCCACACUUGGACUUGAAGAUUGCCAUCCUAAAAUUUCACCAGAAGAACUUUUUCCCAUUUUUACUUAUUUUGAUGACUUGCUUUGAAAUCUACCACUCAAAAAAUCUCAGAAAUCUUGGUGAGUUUUUGCAAGUCAGAACUUUACGAAUUCAAACUUAUCUCGGACUAAAACCAAUCGUCCACUCGAGAUGAAUUUAUCAGAAUCCAGUUUUCUACACCCCAAAAGAGUGUCGAUGGAAGGACCGUGGGCAUCGGGGACGCCCAGCCCGGAGUCGGACGGGGAGAUGGGCUUCGAGCACAGCCUGUCUGGGGACUGCAGCUCUCCGGACAGCGGGAGCGGGAGGACGGGAGCCAGGAUCUCGGGGGGACCGGGGUCGGGGGAGCAGAGCCGAGGAGGUGCCCAGGCCGAGGGGAAGGGCGUGGGGGGAGAGCAGAGGAUCAGGAGGCCCAUGAACGCUUUCAUGGUCUGGGCCAAAGACGAGAGGAAGAGACUGGCUCUGCAAAAUCCAGACCUCCACAACGCGGUGCUCAGUAAGAUGCUCGGUCAAUCGUGGAAAGCCCUGAGCGCCUGCGACAAACGCCCUUUCGUGGAGGAGGCCGAGCGCUUGAGGGUCCAGCACCUCCAGGACCAUCCCAACUACAAAUACCGCCCUCGCCGCAAGAAGACCACCAAAAAACUCAAACGCGUCGAACCGGGCAUCCUCCUCCACAGCCUGGCCCAGGGAGGAGCCCCCGGCCUGGGCAUGGGCGACAACCUGCCCGGGGCCUCAUCGUACGGACAUCCGGGCUCCCACUCCUCGCACCACCAUCACCCCCACCACCUGCUGCCUUCACUGGGCCACUUCCAGGACCUUCCUCCCUCUUCGCACCCGGAGCUGGAGAGCUACGGUUUGCCCACUCCGGAGAUGUCACCGCUGGAUGUUUUGGAUGAUUCCGGAGCGGGCGAAUCCGUGUUUUUUCCGCAACACAUGCAAGAAGAAAGUGCAAUGGGCGGGAGCUGGAACGGCUAUCACCAAAUUCAACACUACAGCCAUCACUACAGUCAAAACACGCAAACGAUCAGCUUAAAUAGUAGCGCAAACUCUACUUUAAGCCCUCUAAGAAGCUCAAGAGUCGAUAUCGAUUCGAAUUCUAGAUUGAACCAAAUUCCUAGUCACCAUAUCGCGCUAAGAAAUCCAGCCAAAUGUUCGAUUCCAGAUUCUACUUCGUGUUCGUCCAACCAGCCGAUCAGCUACUACAGCCAGAUGUACCCCGCCAGCACAACGCCAAACGCCAACCCGUUUGCGUCGACGAGUUUAGGCCAGCUAUCGCCGCCCCCCGAAACGUCUUGCGCCAAUUCUACCGUUUCGACGUUUUUACACCCGAUUCAGCACAUAGACCAAUCCAACGCCAACUUGUCAAACUUGGCCGCGAACGAUUUUUGGUCAGAGGUCGAUAGACACGAGUUCGAUCAGUACAUGCGGAGGAACAGAGAGGAGGUUUACGCGUCGAAACUUGGUCGUGGUAGCAUCGGGGGAAGCAUGAACGGCGGUGUGAUCAGUAGAGAUGUAGGGAGCAUUAUGGGUAGCGGUAGCGGUUGCGAAGACGCCAGCAGUCCGCUCAUUUCGGCCUUAUCCGACGCUACGAGUGCGGUCUAUUACAGCGCGUGUAUCAGCGGGUAAAGAAUUAGAAGAUUGCUGCUAUUUUUUGGAUCUAAAUAGUAAAAAAAUAUAGCACAAACACACAAAUU
This is a messenger RNA of Boleophthalmus pectinirostris (great blue-spotted mudskipper), 2128 nucleotides long. It is a transcript of the gene sox18, whose product is annotated as SRY-box transcription factor 18. Gene Ontology annotation, molecular function: DNA-binding transcription factor activity, RNA polymerase II-specific; RNA polymerase II cis-regulatory region sequence-specific DNA binding. The record is from RefSeq and is a predicted model, not a curated record. Lineage: Eukaryota; Metazoa; Chordata; Actinopteri; Gobiiformes; Gobiidae. The transcript has 2 exons. The coding region runs from base 588 to 2060 and encodes 490 amino acids. Gene Ontology annotation, biological process: positive regulation of transcription by RNA polymerase II; vasculogenesis; lymphangiogenesis.